UGCACCGCCCCUGGGCCGCGUUGGGUCCCGUGUCGCCCGGCCUGCACCGCCCCGGGGCCGCCGCCAGCUAAGCACUAUCGCCUGGUGUACACCUGCAAGGUGUGCCAGACGCGCUCGUCCAAAUCCAUCUCGAAGACCGCCUACCACCGCGGGGUGGUGAUCGUGACCUGCCCCGGCUGCGGGAACCACCACGUCAUCGCCGACAACCUGGGCUGGUUCUCCGACCUGCAGGGAAAGAGGAAUAUCGAGGAGAUCCUGGCAGCCAAAGGGGAGAAGGUGAGACGUGUGGCUGGUGAGGAAGGUCUGGAAUUGCUGCUGGAAAGCUCAGCAGAGCCCGAGUCCCAAGGUCAACUGGCAGAGGGGGACAGCAAGGAAGCCCCCCCAGAGCCUGGCAGCAAGGGACAGACCUGACACAUGGGGCUGUGACCUGUGGGACAGACCUGACACGUGGGAUUUGGGUUGUCCUGCUGGUGCCAAGAGACUCUUCACCUUCAUUCCCUGAUUUUCACAGCCUGUAUUUAAAAUAAACUCGGGUGUGGGUUU
Messenger RNA from Neopelma chrysocephalum (saffron-crested tyrant-manakin), 543 nucleotides. RefSeq names its product DNL-type zinc finger (gene DNLZ). Gene Ontology annotation, molecular function: protein-folding chaperone binding; zinc ion binding. Gene Ontology annotation, biological process: protein stabilization; protein import into mitochondrial matrix; protein folding. The annotation marks the transcript as partial. The transcript has 3 exons. Gene Ontology annotation, cellular component: mitochondrion. The record is from RefSeq and is a predicted model, not a curated record. Lineage: Eukaryota; Metazoa; Chordata; Aves; Passeriformes; Pipridae.